Messenger RNA from Fusarium keratoplasticum, 2976 nucleotides. RefSeq names its product Oxidored-FMN domain-containing protein. The transcript has 8 exons. The record is from RefSeq and is a predicted model, not a curated record. Gene Ontology annotation, molecular function: oxidoreductase activity; FMN binding. Bases 1 to 2976 code for a protein of 991 amino acids. NCBI's taxonomy places the organism in Eukaryota, Fungi, Ascomycota, Sordariomycetes, Hypocreales, Nectriaceae.
AUGGCACCUCUAAAAGUGUCAGUCGACAUUGUCGAAUCUGAGAGAGCUCCAGAGGUUUCAACUCCAUUUCUACCCGAUGAGGAAGCCAAGCAAAAAACAACAUUAAGACGAAUUCGCGACUCAUCUCGAAAUAUCGCACGCCUCUUCAAACAAGCGUUUCAGCAAGCAUGGCGCGACCUUCGAGAUGCGAGACCGAAAAAGUGGUACACUCUGCGGUGGCUAGCAUUUCUCUCCGUCUUGUGGAGCUGCGCGUUGAUUGUCCUCAUCGUUUGCUUUGCUCUGCUCUCUGCUGGCAAGUUUGGCUUCGAGGACAGCUCAUGCCAUCCAGAUGGCGAGUUUAGUCCUUUUCGAAACAGCUUCAAUUGGUGGGCGCUCAAGGGGACAUUUCAAAUUACCCUGAAGGUCGGGAAUUUUGAUUUUGCGACGGCCAAGAUUAUCGACGUGAUAUGGGAUCUCGUGGUUGGUCGAGGAGGGCAGACGAUACUCACUCUGAUAUCAUGGCGGGCAUUCUCCGACUAUCUUGCUGUUUCAAUCAUAACCAAGCCUGCUACCUACACGACUGUGUGGCUUCUGAGAUUUCAGACAGAUCCGUCCUUCGUCUCCAUCAUGAGCCUCCUACAUCAAUUUGUCUUCCGACGGGGCUUGGCUUCGAGAACUGCCAUGUCCUUCAUGGUCGCAGCAGCUCUGCUGAUUCUAGCUUUUCCCACCGUUGCCAGUUCAAUGACUGGAUACACAACCGUCAAUAAAGCUUACAUCGAGGUACCGGAGACUGGUCUCGUUGAGUUUUCGGCGACUUACCCAGCGGCAUAUGUCAUCCACGACGGUUCAAGGAUUGGUCUACAGGAUGAAUACCUAGUGCGUCUGGUGGACUAUUCUUCCGGGGACCCGAUGAUAGACGAUGAGUCGUAUCUUCCGGAAUCCUAUUGUCGAGACUGGGAAACAAAAGAAAAAGCAGGACGGGGGUGUUCACUGCAAUACGACGUUGCAAACCAUGUUCAAGAAUAUGGAUGGUCAGCCACGAGCAAUAAAGAUGACCAAAUCAACGCCACCUUCAACAGCACGUUAAAACUUCGAGGCGGACCACUCAACAUAUCGCCCUAUUACAUACCCUACCACCUCUGGUUUUACUACAACUGGUCUGACCCUAACAACCUUACUGAGGGGAGAGACUCGAAGGCGUCAAUUAGCCAGGCAAAGGACAAGAAAAGGCUUGUGUACGAUGUUUCAGGGAAACCGUUUAAUCUUACGGAACUGGAGAAAGCGGGAAACUGUUCACCAGUUCCAGACCGAUUCCAGUGGGGUUUCUCGUUCCUUCAAGUCCUUGCUCUGUCGAUAUUUCUCCUACUCUGGACCUUUGGUAUUGCCAUCAUGUGGACGAAAGCCCACAUGACGCUAAAGUUGAACGGGUGCUCUACACAUUCAGCAGGAUGGAAGUCGCUUCUCGAAUAUGCGAGCGCCAUAGAAGCCGAACUCAAAGAAGCUGGUAUCGACCACCGGAGUCUCGACGAUGACCAACUUGACGAGAAGAUUCAAUCCGUACUUCAUGGUGGAACAGUCUCGUCUUCGGAUAUUCUCACCAAAGGGAUCUACAGCCUACGGCACGACGCGGGCCAGGGCAUAUUUGCUUUCUUGCCUCAUGUUGCGCAAUGGAUAGGCAGAGAAAAGUGGUGGUUCCUCGCCCUCAUCUUUUGGCUCCCGGCCUGCCUAGCCAGGACCAAGUACAAAUACUUCCUUGAUGAAGCAGUGUUGAUGGGCAUCUACGGAGCGUCCAUGGCUGCGUUUGGGGCAGUGGUCGCGUCUAGUGCAGUCAAAGCGGCCCUCGCCGAGCAAAUGGCCGACUGUCAACAGCUUCCCACACCAGCUCAAUUCACCCGAACGUACGGCGCAUGGGCAGAUGGAGGUUGGGGCAUGAUUAUGACGGGUAACGUCCAAAUUAACGAAGAGUUCCUCGGAAGCCCCAAUGACGCGGCUAUGAACGGAAGUAUCGCGGAGGAGAAGGUUAUCGCGGCCUACAAGGGGUUAGCUGAUGCUUGUCGACGGGCAGGGACACCAGCGAUCAUGCAGAUUAAUCACCCUGGUCGGCAGUCCCCGUUAAGAGCUGGAACAAAGUCAUUUUGGACCAAGAAUCUUGCUCCGAGUGCUGUGCCCUUGGACAUGGGCUCGGAUUUGGUGUCAAGGUUGGCGAGCUGUGUCGUCUUUGGCACCCCCAAGAAGAUGACUCUCGAGGACAUCCAAACAGUCAUCCAGCGCUUCGCCAACGCGGCAAGGAUUGCUGCUGCCGCUGGAUUCGACGGAGUAGAAAUCCAUGCUGCUCACGGAUACCUGCUUGCACAGUUCCUAUCAGCAAAGACUAACCUCCGAACCGAUGCUUAUGGCGGAUCAGUGACAGCCAGGGCAAAGAUUGUUACGGACAUCAUCAAGGCUGUUCGCGCUGUCGUGCCCACAAACUUCUGCGUUGGCCUCAAGUUCAACUCUGCCGACCAUCAAUCUCCUACAGAGUUGCAAGAGUGUCUUGAGCAGACUGCUUUCAUUGCCGAAGCUGGCCUGGACUUUUUGGAGGUCAGCGGAGGAAGCUACGAGAACCCAACAAUGAUUAUGGGAACUGAGGAAAUUGCAAAGUCAGAGAAGACGGCAGCAAGAGAAUCCUUCUUCCUAGAGUUUGCCCGCGAAAUGAGAGCCAAGCUUCCAGACAUGCCACUCAUGGUAACUGGAGGCUUCCGCACUCGUCUAGGCAUGGAAGCAGCUCUAAAGGAAGGAGCCUGUGACCUCAUCGGCAUUGGAAGACCAUCAGUCCUAAACCCCUCUCUUCCAGUCAACACCAUCUUAAACGCCGAGGUCAGCGAUGAAGACGCCAAGUUGUACGCACGCAGAGUACAUGCUCCUUGGCUUCUGAAGAAGUUUGCGCCUAGAUCAGUUGGUGCGGGCGUUGAAAGCGCUUGGUAUAGUAAGCAGAUGCAACAGAUGGAGAGAAAGUGA